AUGACUCAUGUCGAACCUCGGACGGGAAGCUCGAGGAAACCUCGAUUUGAUUGCUGGAAUCUGGCUACAACGACAUCUGGCUUGCGAAUAUUCCAGUCGAUAGGUUCUGUAUGUGCUCUGCUCCUCAUUGGCAGUGUUGGAUCACAUUUUUCACCAACAUAUGCAGCACUGGUUACGUCAACUAUGGCCGCUAUUCUUGGUACAACAUUACUUCUCAUAUUCGCAUUUAAUCUGCAUUCGGUCACUAAAAACGUGGAUUGGAUCUUCUGGGUAGGUCCUACUCGUUGGGAGUCGUUCUAG
This is a messenger RNA of Haemonchus placei, 300 nucleotides long. The record is from the annotation of a GenBank genome assembly. Lineage: Eukaryota; Metazoa; Nematoda; Chromadorea; Rhabditida; Trichostrongylidae.